UCUCUCUAUAUAUAUAUGUGGGGGGAGGAAGAGUUAGGCUAUAAACCCUUUUUUAACUACAAAUUACGAAUCUAUAAAUUUUAUGUGAAAUAUGUAUGAAUUCAAAAAUUAAAACUUUUGGCUUGUUAUGCGAUUCUAACCCAAACCCAUAUAUUCAUAAAUAUCAUCUUAAAUUUUUGUAAUCUAAAUGUUAAAAAUGAUUCUUUAUUUAUAUUUUAAAAUAAGUUUUUACCUCUCCGAUGAAUUGAAAGAAAACGAAACCCCAAUUUUAUGCAGUGCAUAAGAAUUAGCUCUAUUUCUCAUAAAUCAACCAAAAAAAACUUAUCCCUAUAAAUACAAUCGCUUCCAUUUCAUUUCAUCAUUUCAUUUAUAUUUUUAGUUUUUCAUAUUUCCGAUUUUCCCUCAUCUUUAUAUCCAAAAUCUUUGGAAUAUUCUCCCAUUACUUCGUUGGAUUCAGUAACCUUGCUGACUUAUACCUCUAAUUUUCAUCCCAAAUCUCUCUCUCUCUCUCUCAAACAAAAUUCAGAUCAAAAUUCACCGGUAAUCAAUCCCUAACUCGAUCCGCCAUGGACGACGACACCUCGCGAGAAAUCGAGUACAAAUCCGCCCACGAUCCCCACUCCAAACACGCCGACGUCGUCUCGAUCCAAUCGCCGAUCAUCGUCGGCGCCGGACCGUCGGGGCUGGCCGCCGCGGUCUGCCUGAAGCUCCGCGGCAUCCAAUCCCUAAUCCUGGAGAGAGAGAGCUGCAUCGCCUCGCUGUGGCAGCUCAAAACCUACGACCGCCUCCGCCUCCACAUCCCCAAGCGCUACUGCGAGCUGCCGUUCAUGCGCUUCCCGCCGGAUUUCCCGACCUACCCCAGCCGCCGGCAGUUCGUCGACUACCUGGAGGCCUACGCGGCGGCGUUCGGGAUCCGGCCGGCGUUCGGCCAGGCCGUGGCGAGCGCCGAGUUCGACGGCGCGCGGCGGCGCUGGAGGGUGCGGACGGCGGCGGGGCGGGAGUACCUGUGCCCGUGGCUGGUGGUGGCGACGGGGGAGAACGCGGAGGAGGUGGUGCCGCAGAUCGAGGGGAUGGCGGGGUUCGCCGGCGCAGUGGCGCACACGAGCGAGUACCGGAGCGGCGAGGGGUACGACGGGAAGAAGGUGCUGGUGGUCGGCUGCGGGAAUUCCGGCAUGGAGGUUUCGUUGGAUCUCUGCAACCAUAACGCGAAGCCUUCGCUCGUCGUUAGAGACAAAGUUCACAUUCUCCCUAAAGAGAUGCUCGGAACUUCAACUUUCGGGCUGUCGAUGUGGUUGGUCAGGUUGUUGCCGGUUAGUUUCGCCGACCGGGUUUUAUUGGCCGGUUCGUGGUUGACGAUUGGGAAUACGGACCAGUUCGGGAUACAACGGCCUAAGUUGGGGCCGAUAGAGCUCAAGAUAAAGUUUGGAAAGACUCCGGUUUUGGACGUCGGAACACUUCAUAAGAUCAAAAAUGGAUAUAUCAAGGUAUUCCCUGGGAUCAAGAGAGUGAGACAUGAUUGCGUAGAAUUCGUGGAUGGAAGAAUAGAGAAAUUUGAUGCAAUAAUCUUAGCAACUGGUUACAAAAGUAAUGUGCCAUCAUGGCUAAAGGAUAACGGGAUGUUUAACGAGAAAGACGGCCUCCCUAAAUGCCCGUUCCCGAAUGGCUGGAAAGGAGAGCACGGUCUGUACGCAGUGGGGUUCACCCAACGCGGCCUCCUCGGAGCAGCCAUGGAUGCUAAGAACAUUGCAAAGGACAUAGAAAAAUGUUACAAAAGGAGUUUUAAUUAAUUAAUUAAAAGUUAUUAAUUUCUUGGUUGCAACGUGCGUAUAUAGAUCUAGCUAGUAUCUGAUUUGAUGUACAUAAUAAAUUUUCGUGGGUAAGUUAGAUAUAAUAGAUCGAUUUAAGAUGAGAUUAUCAUA
Messenger RNA from Salvia miltiorrhiza (redroot sage), 1919 nucleotides. RefSeq names its product indole-3-pyruvate monooxygenase YUCCA2-like. The record is from RefSeq and is a predicted model, not a curated record. Gene Ontology annotation, molecular function: flavin adenine dinucleotide binding; monooxygenase activity. The transcript is spliced from 4 exons. Bases 567 to 1787 code for a protein of 406 amino acids. Gene Ontology annotation, biological process: auxin biosynthetic process. NCBI's taxonomy places the organism in Eukaryota, Viridiplantae, Streptophyta, Magnoliopsida, Lamiales, Lamiaceae.